GAUAUGCUAGACGACAGGUUGUUUUGAUAAAGAUGCUGGAAAAAUCUCUAAAUUGUUCCUUGUAAAUCACGACUUUUCACUUUUAUUUUAGUCUGUUAUACAUUUGAAGAAGUGAUACUGUUGUUGUUUCAUACUACGUCAAGAUGAGUCACGCAGACCCAGGUCCCUUGUCCACAUAUAACAGCUUGUGUGACCCAAACCUGGCUGGAUAUUUUAGUGACAAUAAAAAGAGGCGUCAUCUUCGAAAAUCAGGACUGAUUUCAAAGAAAGGAGCAAUUGUAACAGAGACCACAUACAGGUUAAAUAUGGCCCGUAAGGAACACAAGAAACAUGUCAGGGAUCUACUGUCUCAGGCCAUUGUACACAAAACCUUGGAUAUGGAAAGGGUUAGACAAGGACAAAUUAAAAAGAAACUUGAAGAAAUUGGAAAAAUUGAGCUGGUUCGACGAAUAAGGGCAGAGAGAGCCAGGAAAGGUGAUGAGGAUAUCCUGCCAUAUUUAUCCCCUAGGGGAUCUCGUACCAAGAGUGAACGUCCAUCAUCUGUUCCAUCAAGUAGAGUUGGCCGGGGAUCAGGUGAUCGGCCAUCCAGUGCCCCUCAGUCCCGUAUGAUGCGCUCGCAAAGGUCCUCAAUCUCUGAUGAAAUGUCAUCCUCUGGAGAUUACGGCCGACCAAAGUCACGCAUGAAAGGGAAGAGAAAUGAUGAUGAGGAGUAUAGUCCCAGAGUAAUAUACAUAGAUGCCAAUGGCUACCCUGUGGAUGAAACUGGUGACAAAUCUCGGAACAGAUAUGAAAAUGAGGAAGAAAUUGAUUCAAAAAAUUUAUACCAGUUGGACCAAGUGGCUAUGAUAGAGUACAGUAAAAGCCAUCAUGAUAUUGACCAGGGGCGGGGCAAGUCACCCUACACAAUAUCCCCAGUGCCCCCUAAGUCUGCCCGCUCUUCAAACAGUUCCACACCCAGAAGCAGACGCAGAAAGAAUACAUCAGAACAGGAAGACCAAGAUAAAAACAUGGGUUCUUUGAUGUUGCACAGACAGGAGCCUGCUAUGAUGUAUCAGACACGGGUGCAGUCAUUCUGCAAGGUGACGCUACAUUACCUGGGUAGUAACAUCCACUUGCAGCGUGAACAGUUUGAUCCAAGACAGGACGUACAUGUUGAGCAGCAGCAUUGUGGGGGCAGCACACUUCCUGUGUUCAGAGAGCUUAUUUUGCCUGGCAGUGACUUCACAUUCCUUAGUAGACGUCACAGAGGCUACCCUUUCAGUCUGUCUAUUUAUGUCGAUGGUGUAAUGGAUGCCAGGAUCAGCACAUGCUGUGAGUACAAACACAGAAAGGGGACAAAGAUUGGUGGCAAGCAGGGCCACUUCAAGUUUAUAGCCGUUGAAGGUGCUGCACCUUGUUACAGAUGCCAAGUCGAGAAAGGAAUGUCCGAAUCCAGAAAAUUUCGUAAAAAGAAACAAAAAGAAGAAGAUGCCCAGAGGAAGGAGGAAGAAGAUAUUAUGGAUGACACAAAACAAGAUGAUGAAGAGAAACAAGAGGUAGAGAAUGAUGAAGCUCAGAAAAAUAAUGAAGAAGAGAAAGAUGAAGAGACAACUGAGAUAAGAGGAGAGGGGAAUGAGGAAGAAAAAGAACAAGAAGACUACUCUGACGAUGAUUUUGAAGAUGAAGAAGCUAAUGAUGGUGAUAACAAGGCAGAGAAUAACUAUGAUGAUGAAGCUUUUGAAGAUGAGGAAAAAGAAAAGCAGGCUGAAGAGAAUGAUGAGAUAUUAGAAGAAUCUGAACCAGUAAAGCAGACUGCUGAACCUGUAUCACUAUCAGAGGCUGAAGAGGUUGAUGAUGAGGAUCAUGAUAAAGUUGAGCAGAACAAUGAUGAUAACAAUGAUGAUAAUGAUGAUGCUAGAAGUGUAUCCUCAUCUACUUCCUCUAGUUCCUCAUCUUCCUCUAGUUCCUCCUCUAGUUCUGAAGAUGAGGAUAAAACACCAAAGCAAAAAGAGGAAGACUCUGACGACGAGGAUACUAAUGAUAAGGAACAUGAUCAAAAAGAAGAGGAUUCAUCAAAAGAUGAUGAAGUUACUACACAUGAAAAUACACUAAAUCAAGAAGUUGCUGCUGAAAUGGAGAAGGUUCUACAAAAAGAUUCUGAUUCCCAUCCCUCUGGGUCAGAUCAAAACAACAAAUCUACUGAUGAUACCGAUGAUAAUAACAUCAAAGAAGAUGACAAUGCUAAAGAUAAAGAUGGCAAACACAGUGAUGAAGAUGAUAGAAAUAGUAAUGAUGCAGAUGAUAGAAAACAUCAAGAUGAAGAUGAUGAUAGUAGAAAUUAUGUUGAUGCUGAGCCCCAGUCUGCUACUGAAGAGGAUAAGCUAGUUGAAACAACAAAGGAUGAAGACAAGCCUGAAGAUGACACAGCUGCUGAGACAC
Molecule: messenger RNA, 2418 nt
Organism: Owenia fusiformis
Lineage: Eukaryota; Metazoa; Annelida; Polychaeta; Sabellida; Oweniidae
Source: the annotation of a GenBank genome assembly